AUGCAAGGAAGUAUAAAGAAGUUAUACUUCUGUGAACCAUGUAAGCCCUUAAUAUAUGGGAUAACUGCUAUUGCUAAUGAUGAAGACUAUGGUGGUUUCAUUUUUCAUGCAUAUGGGACGGAUGGUAAAAUUUAUAUGUAUGUGGACCAUAAUGGUCAAGGAAUAGACGAUUGGUUUGGUUCUGACGUAGAAGAGGAGGAUGGAGAUGAUUCACGCAUUGAUGGUGGUGAGAAUGAGGACGAAAUUGAUAACCUAAUAGAUGUGGAUGUGGACUUUAAUGAGGACAUAGUCACUAUGAAUAGAACAAAGGGUGAUGACUUUCUAAAUAAAUUGUGUGGAAAAGAGGAAGAGGGAAAUGAUAACAACAUAGAUGAUGAUGAUGGGCGUGAAGAGGAUGCCAAUGUAACUUAA
Molecule: messenger RNA, 411 nt
Organism: Lactuca virosa
Lineage: Eukaryota; Viridiplantae; Streptophyta; Magnoliopsida; Asterales; Asteraceae
Source: the annotation of a GenBank genome assembly